Molecule: messenger RNA, 399 nt
Organism: Trypanosoma conorhini
Lineage: Eukaryota; Euglenozoa; Kinetoplastea; Trypanosomatida; Trypanosomatidae
Exons: 1
Coding region: 1-399 (132 amino acids)
Source: RefSeq, a predicted model, not a curated record
AUGUCGGAGGAUGCUUCCGCUAGAAGCUCCACAAAAGUCGUAGUUCACCACAAGAUGGUUGGAAUGCCCGUUUUUGAUGGAGAAUUUAGUUGCGACGUCAACACUGAGCUCUUUGCGGUACUGCAGAAAAUCAUUGAGAGUCACGGUGGCACAACAACCUGCGGCUGUUGCAUGUGGCUGGGCCGGGUGGAACCAGGUCUAAUAGUCCGCGAUUUGCGCCAAACCCUGUUUGAGGCCUUUUCCCUGAAACACGAGUCCGUCUCAUCUCUAUCACUAGUCGAUGGUGAGUUGGCGCAUCACGUCAUUGUGUAUUACGAUUACGACGCCCCUGCGACCUCCUGUCCCUUAUUGAAAUUGCACUUGGGGAGUUGCGGCACCAAGGAGAAGGCCAAAAGCUAA